Vigna radiata var. radiata (mung bean) is the source of this 493-nucleotide messenger RNA. RefSeq lists its product as uncharacterized. The record is from RefSeq and is a predicted model, not a curated record. Lineage: Eukaryota; Viridiplantae; Streptophyta; Magnoliopsida; Fabales; Fabaceae. The coding region runs from base 32 to 379 and encodes 115 amino acids. The transcript is spliced from 2 exons.
AGUCAUUGUUAGUGACCGUGACUUGCCUUUGAUGAAUGUCAUUGCAAAUGUUUUCCCCGAGUCAUAUAAAAUAUUAUGUCGGUUCCACAUCCUUAAAAAUGUUAAAGCUAAAUGCAAAAUGUUAGUUGAUUCUACUGAGGCUUUGGAUGUGUUGAUGGAGGCAUGGGAAAAUGUGAUGGAUUGUGCUGAUCAGAGCUUAUUUCUUGACUAUGUGAAUGGUCUUCAAUGCGCCUCUAGUGCUUGGUCUCUGUUCUUUGAAUAUAUGAACCAGACUUGGAUUAUUCCAUGUAGUACAUACUUUGUAAAGGUCUGGACGGACAAAGUAAUGCAUUUAGGGAACACAACCACAAAUAGGGAUGAGUUUGCUCAUUGGGCCUAAAGAAAGUUUUGGGCAAUAAUGUGGGUGAUAUGUGUUCUUGUUGGGAUGAUAUUCAUAACGUCGUUAUCCUACAACAUAACAAGAUUAAGGCGUCAUUUGAAUGAAGUAUUUUGU